Messenger RNA from Pichia membranifaciens NRRL Y-2026, 1980 nucleotides. RefSeq lists its product as hypothetical. Gene Ontology annotation, biological process: DNA-templated transcription. The record is from RefSeq and is a predicted model, not a curated record. The transcript is spliced from 2 exons. The coding region runs from base 1 to 1980 and encodes 659 amino acids. Gene Ontology annotation, molecular function: single-stranded DNA binding. Gene Ontology annotation, cellular component: RNA polymerase III complex. NCBI's taxonomy places the organism in Eukaryota, Fungi, Ascomycota, Pichiomycetes, Pichiales, Pichiaceae.
AUGACUGCCAGCACAAAUGGGGCAAAACUGCCGUCAGAGCUACCGAAUACUGCCAAGACGCAAUCACCAUCCUGUUUUCUCCAUUCUGUGAUCUUGAGAGCAUAUGUCGGAGAACAAGCUGCUUACAUAUACUCAUGUUUGCAUGCCCAACGAAAAAUGACACUCUCACAACUUUCUCAAAAAAGUGGGAUCAAGGGAUCGAAUCUAAGAAAAGUUCUCGUUACUUUAAUCCAGCUAGGAUGUGUUGUGUACAUGGGUGGAAAUGGUAAGAACAACACUUACUAUUGUUACAACGAGGAAGGUUGUUGGAAGCUAACAUAUAUUGAUGAAAUUGUACGACAUGUGCGUGAGAAGUUUGGACAGGUGCACGCAAGUGUUAUACAGAAUGUCAUAUUGAGAGGCCAUUUGACGAUUGGCGCAUACGUCAGCGACUUGGAGUUAAAGAGUGAAGUUGACAAGAUCGAGCAUGCCUUUGUCGAGUUGGUAGAGGACAAAUGGUUAGUACAUGUGAAGGAUAUGGAUUUCAAACCCUUGAGUGAGACUUUCGCUACUUGUGUGAGGGCUGCAACUCGAGAAUUUGCCAGUAACAGUGGUGUUCAAAAUCAUAUCAAAGACGUUUCAACUGAUGCAAAAGACCAGACAGGGCUUGCUGCACUUUUCAAUGACGAUGAUGAUGGCGAGGAUGAUGACGAAGGAGACAAUGCAAGCAAAGGGGGUAAGCUGUUGAGGAGGUUGAAUGGCAAUGUUCCUUUGACAGCUUCAUUUGAUAGAUUUUUGAAAUAUGAGAGGGACCUCCAACUAGUUUCCAUGUGCAGACAUCGGAUUGGUAGUAUCACGUCUAAGAUAUACAAUGUUGUGUUGAAGCGAGUCGAGAAGAGCUCGCGAGAGGUUCGAUGCAUUGAAGGGAUCGUGGACAGACUAGUUGCGGAUGCCAGUGUGGGCGCCGGCAGUGCUGGCACAUCGACUACAGGCUAUGAUCCUGCGACUGGGCGUGACUUGAUCAAGCGUCUCGAGCUCAAAGAUCAACAGAAGGGGAUGAAUUUCGGUGCUGCUGAUAUUUUGAAAGAACUUUCGCUGUCCAACAAGUACGGAAUCACGAAGGAGGAUCUCGUUGGGACGAUCUACAAUGAGGAUGAAGGAGGUGACGACAUGGUAUCGAGUAAGAAGAGAAAGCUUGAAGAGGAAGAGAAGACGGACGGGGCGUACAAGAAGACAAAACUAAGCAAGUUGGCAGCACACAUCAAGACGUUCGAUGACGACGAGGACGAGGACGAAGACGGCAACGCGGCAAAUGAGGUGGACAAUGGCUUCGACUUAGCAAACAAUUCCGAGAACGGGGAGAUCCUGACGCUGAUACUACAGCACUUGAAACUUCUCACCAUUGACAAAAAGCUCUCCUUUUUGAUCGAGACUACUCCCGGACAGUUCUAUGUUCCGUUCACGAUGCUGCAAGGCCAGCUUCCAGACUACCACAUGAAGCAGAUAGUGAGAACUAUUUUCGGAAACUCCUCGUUGAGGAUCUUGAACUGCAUAGAGGAGAAGAGGCUCAUCGAGGAGAAAAACAUUGCGAAAAGCGUCCUGAUGCGAGAGGGCGACGUGCGCAAAAUGAUCUCCGUGCUGAUCAAGUUCGGGCUGGUGGAAAUCCAGGAGAUCCCCAGAACCGCCGACCGCAGUGCCAUGAGGGGCAUCUUUGCCUUCAAGGUCAACAAGAACUACCAGCGGGGCAAAAGCAUGUUGGGGAAGUGCUUCAUGUUCAACAUGGGCGAGGUGCUGGAGCAAAUGGAACAGAUCAAGAUGGAGAACAAGAUCUUGUUGGACAAGAUAAGCAGAGAAGACGUCCGUGGCCAUGAGGUCGAGCUUCUUCUCGAGAGUGAGCUGGCCCAGCUGAAGGGCGUCGUUGAGAGUGAGAAAAGCGGGCUGGCGAAGUUUCUCCGUCUGCGUGCCAUGGGCGAGCUUUUCUGGUUCACCGAUACCGAGUGA